ACGCGCAUGGAAAUUAUGAGUCCCACCCACCUUAGAAAACAUAAACUACCUCCAGGACCAGGACUACAGAAGGAUUACGCGCUGUAGGAAGAAUAUUCUGCCUAACAAAUCUGAGAACAUGAGUUAUCCUGGAUACCCUCAGUCUGGUGGAUACCCACCCCAGGCAGGAGUCUACCCCCCACAGGCCGGGGGCUAUCCUCCCCAGGCAGGUGGCUACCCCCCUCAGGCCGGUGUCUAUCCACCCCAAGCCGGAGGAUACCCACCCCAAGCCGGAGGAUACCCACCCCAGGCCGGUGGUUAUCCCCCUCAGGCCGGUGGUUAUCCCCCUCAGGCCGGUGGCUACCCCCCUCAGGCCGGUCCUGGUGGCUAUCCUCCUCAGGCGGGAGGUUUCCCAUCCAUGCCCCCUGCAGGCAGUUGGGGUGGUGGCGCUGGGUUUCCCACCGUAGGUCUUGACAGUCUGCAGAACCCUGGUUUCAAUGCAGCCAAUCUUCCAGGCAUGGCUAAUCAGAUCUCAGCUUCCAUGGGAGGGUUUAAUCCAAACCCAUCCAUGUUCCCCCAAGCCCCUGGAGGGUACCCCUCUGCCCCCCAGUCUGGGGGCUAUGGGGCCCCUUCCCCUAACCAUGGCCUGUACCCGCAGCCAGGAGGGCCAGCGGUGGGUUACCCAGGCCAGCAGCCCAUGCCUGGCUACCCGCGGGCACCAUCACCCAACCCUCCCAUGCCCGGCUAUGGAGGAGGACCAGCACCUAAUCCGUCCAUGCCGGCGUACCCGCGGGCCCCAUCGCCCAACCCAUCCAUGCCAGGCUACGGAGGAGGAGCCAUGCCUGUAUCUCCUGCCAUCAAUAGAGGGUUCAGGGGUACGAUCCAGACCUUCCCAGGAGCAGACCCCCUGAGGGAUGUGGAGGUUCUGAGGAAAGCCAUGAAGGGCUUUGGCACCGAUGAACAAGCCAUUAUCGAGUUGCUUGGGAGUCGGUCCAAUAAGCAACGUGUACCUUUGCUCAUGGCCUAUAAAACCUCCUAUGGAAAGGAUCUCGUUAAGGACCUGAAGUCAGAACUUUCUGGAAACUUUGAAAAACUGGUGCUGGCCAUGCUAAAGACUCCAGCCCAGUUUGAUGCAUAUGAACUUUACAGUGCCAUAAAGGGAGCAGGCACAGAUGAAGCCUGUCUCAUAGAGAUCCUGGCCUCUCGCUCUAAUGCUGAAAUCAAAGAGAUAAACCAGAUCUACAAAACGGAGUAUAAGAAGAAACUGGAAGACUCCAUCAGUGGAGAUACCUCCGGACACUUCCGCAGACUUCUAAUCUCCCUGGCCCAGGGUAAUCGGGAUGAGAGGGAGACUGUGGACAUUUCCAUUGCCAAACAAGAUGCCCAGGCCCUCUACGCUGCAGGGGAAAACAAGCUGGGAACAGAUGAGUCCAAAUUCAAUGCCAUUUUGUGUGCCAGGAGCAAACCUCACCUCCGAGCAGUUUUCCAUGAGUACCAGCAGAUGAGUGGCAGAGACAUCGAGAAGAGCAUUGAGAGGGAGAUGUCUGGAAAUCUAGAGGGUGGCAUGCUAGCAGUGGUCAAGUGUAUUAAGAAUACCACUGUCUACUUUGCUGAGAGACUCUACAAAUCCAUGAAGGGUGCUGGGACUAAGGACACAACCCUGAUUCGGAUCAUGGUCACUCGUUCUGAAGUCGACAUGCUGGACAUCCGCCAAGAGUACAUGAGGAUGUACGGAAAGUCGCUGUACACACACAUCUCUGGGGACACCUCUGGGGACUAUAAGAAGUUGCUGUUGAAGCUGUGUGGAGGGAGCGACUGAAGCCUCCACACAAAGGAUCUACCAGAAGGGGGCUCUGCAUGCCGUACCCUACAUGCUUACACAUGUACAUGACACAUGUUUACUGAAUCGCUGUAUCUUAUCUAUGCAUCACACUCAGCAUUAUUGCAUGCCUUGCUGUUAUCAAUGCAAUCUUUUUUUUUUAUCAAUUGUUAUUCAAACCUUUUAUUGGGGUAUGUUGAUUUGGUUUUUCAGAGCAAAAAAAAAAUAUAUAUUUCUAAUUAGCAUAGCAUGAGGAAGGUUAUUUCAAAUACUGUUAAGAUUGGAUUUGGUAAUAAAGAGAUAUAUAUACCUGUAUAUUUUAGACGCAAAAAAAUAUAUAUUUAAUAGUCUGUGCCAAAUACCAAUCUAGAAAAAAAACAGACAUCAGAAUUCUUCACCUAAAUACCAAAGUGAUAAGUUUAUAAUUCUGUUUAUAUAUUCUGUUAAUAUAGAGUAUAUUUUUUCGGUGUUUUUUUACCAUGAUUUUGUCCUGUCUUUGCUAUUUGCAUUAUUCUACCUUUAAUUUGUGUCUGCAUUACUCAAAAGUAAACCUCGCAGCAUACAUUUCAGUGAAAAUGUGUCUGUAAUGAUCUCAAAAUAAAUACUGAGGUUACGAAUCUUUGCUAA
Molecule: messenger RNA, 2425 nt
Organism: Hypomesus transpacificus
Lineage: Eukaryota; Metazoa; Chordata; Actinopteri; Osmeriformes; Osmeridae
Gene: anxa11a
Product: annexin A11a
Exons: 15
Coding region: 119-1798 (559 amino acids)
Biological process (GO): phagocytosis; cytokinetic process
Cellular component (GO): cytoplasm
Molecular function (GO): calcium ion binding; calcium-dependent phospholipid binding
Source: RefSeq, a predicted model, not a curated record